AUGAAUAUGUCGCCUCCUGACCGCAGGAAAAACAUUCGGGCUCUGGCUUUGGAGAUUGGCAUCCGAGUUCUCCUUUUCGGAGUUUUCGUAUUUACAGAGUUCCUGGAGCCCUUUGAGAGAGUAAUCCAACCAGAGGAGAUUUGGCUGUACAAGAAUCCUUUGGUGGAGUCAGACCACAUCCCCAAGAGGGUCAUGUUUGCAAUUUCCUUCCUUACCCCUUUGGCGGUGAUAUUUGUGGUGAAGAUCAUUAGGAGGACGGACAAGACCGAGAUCAAGGAGGCGUGUUUAGCUGUUUCCCUGGCUCUGGCCCUGAAUGGAGUCUUCACAAACACUAUCAAAUUGAUUGUCGGCAGGCCAAGGCCAGACUAUUUCCAGCGCUGCUUCCCAGAUGGACAGAUGAAUGCUAAAAUGCUGUGCACCGGAGAGCCAGAUCUAGUGUCCGAAGGACGCAAGAGCUUCCCAAGUAGCCACUCAUCCUUUGCAUUCUCUGGCCUUGGCUUCACCUCCUUCUACCUGGCGGGUAAGCUGCAGUGCUUCACGGAGCAGGGUCGGGGGCGUAGCUGGCGUCUGUGUGCCAUGUUGCUGCCCCUCUAUUGUGCCCUGAUGAUUGCGUUGUCCCGUACCUGUGACUACAAACACCACUGGCAAGACGCCUUUGUUGGAGGAGUGAUUGGGUUGGUCUUUGCCUACAUCUGCUACCGGCAACACUACCCACCAUUUUUGCACAUGGACUGCCACCUGCCUUAUGCCAGCCUGGCGGCUGCCACCCACAUCCCCUCUCAUGCCCAAGAUGACCCCCAGCCCACUGACAACGCCACCACCCUACCCCUGGAGGGGCUGACGGAGGGGCCCGUAUGA
Lampris incognitus (smalleye Pacific opah) is the source of this 858-nucleotide messenger RNA. It is a transcript of the gene plpp4, whose product is annotated as phospholipid phosphatase 4. Gene Ontology annotation, biological process: phospholipid metabolic process. Gene Ontology annotation, molecular function: phosphatidate phosphatase activity. The transcript has 7 exons. The record is from RefSeq and is a predicted model, not a curated record. The coding region runs from base 1 to 858 and encodes 285 amino acids. NCBI's taxonomy places the organism in Eukaryota, Metazoa, Chordata, Actinopteri, Lampriformes, Lampridae.